This is a messenger RNA of Microtus ochrogaster (prairie vole), 1655 nucleotides long. RefSeq names its product brain specific homeobox (gene Bsx). Lineage: Eukaryota; Metazoa; Chordata; Mammalia; Rodentia; Cricetidae. Gene Ontology annotation, biological process: regulation of DNA-templated transcription. Gene Ontology annotation, molecular function: DNA-binding transcription factor activity, RNA polymerase II-specific; DNA binding. The record is from RefSeq and is a predicted model, not a curated record.
GCAAGAAGACAAGCACCGGGGAUAGCCCAGGUCGGUAGAGCAGCCGAGAUCUGAGCCUAGGCAGUCAGGAGCAGGUGCGGGCUUUCGACUAGGCCAGUUGCGAAGCUGUCUGCCUUCUACACUUUGUCCUGGCCCUCACCCUGUGACAGGCGCUCCGCAAGAUGAAUCUCAACUUCACCUCCCCUCUCCAUCCGGCAUCUUCUCAGAGGCCCACGUCGUUUUUCAUAGAGGACAUUCUCCUACACAAGCCCAAGCCGCUGAGAGAGGUGGCCCCUGACCACUUUGCGAGCUCUCUGGCCUCUAGGGUGCCUUUGCUAGACUAUGGCUACCCCCUUAUGCCCACACCCACCCUCCUCACCCCUCAUGCCCAUCACCCUCUGCAUAAGGGGGACCACCACCAUCCUUAUUUCCUGACCACCUCGGGGGUGCCGGUCCCGGCGCUGUUCCCGCACCCGCAGCAUGCGGAGCUGCCGGGGAAGCACUGCCGCCGCCGCAAAGCUCGCACCGUGUUUUCUGACUCGCAGCUCUCCGGCCUGGAGAAAAGGUUUGAAAUCCAGCGCUACCUGUCGACACCAGAGCGUGUGGAGCUGGCCACAGCCCUCAGCCUCUCCGAGACUCAGGUAAAAACGUGGUUCCAGAACCGGCGGAUGAAGCAUAAAAAGCAGUUGAGGAAGACUCAAGACGAACCCAAAGCCGCAGACGGGCCUGAAAGCCCCGAGGGCAGCCCCCAUGCCCCAGAGGCCGCCGUCGCCGAUGCUCGGCUGAGUCUGCCCGCCGGCGCCUUCGUGCUUACUGAGCCGGAGGACGAGGUGGACAUUGGGGACGAAGGCGAGCUCAGCUCAGGGCCGCAUGUCCUCUGAAUGGCCGCGCAGGGGAUACCCGGGAGAGAAGGUUGGCGGGGCCAGACGAGGUUCUUGCGGGGCGGAAAGACUCGCCAAGACUCUAGACUCUAUUCCAGCCGACCCGGGCUGGAAGGACAGACGCAGCCCUUUCAUCAACCUACAGCCGCCCGCGACCCACCCCAAGCUUCCUCCCGAACCCCAUCCCGUCCCCGUCAGGAAUCACCAGUGUGAUCGCUGGUUCCCGUGCCCGGCGUCUUCAGAGCCCAGGACCUGCCCAGUGUCGUAGCCCAAACUGGCACCCGGGUUCGCGAUUCUACAAUUCGACAGAGCUUUCCUCCCGCUGCCAAUACAGCACCUCUCCAUUCUCAUUUCUCAGCCAGUUGUCUCCUAGUUCUGUCACCCUGUACCCGCGCGCGAUCUCUGCACCUGGACAGUAGCUCUCCCUUAAGCAGUACAGUUGACUGCAGAUGAAGGGACCAGGGGGCUGCGGUCAUGCGGGGAUCCAGGCAGAGCCACGCCGGAUCCUUUGAACCUUCAGUGUCCUGACAGAGUUGUCGGAGACUUUUCACUAUUUCUGCUCACACCCCUACCCGGACCCCACAUCUCUAACUCAAAUCCUAAAGCGAUCCCCCUUCUACGGAUUGCGCUUCCAUCCUCUUCCUUCCCGGUGGUCAUCGGUGCGCUCGGUGUCCCGGGCGCUUGCGGCACUGAUGGACCCCACAAUUUCCAUCCCCCACAGAAUCGUGGACAGAGAAAACCCACAGCUCAGUUUCUGUUUCCUGAACUUGUUGCACUUGUCCCGCAACCCUUACA